AAUGGCAUACUUCAGUGAACUUCGUGUGUUUUGCGUGAAAGGUUUUUGUCAAAAUGGCAGUGUUGUGAGGGUGCAGCGUGAGUGUAAAGUAAUAUUUCAUAGAAGAGAAGGUUUAAAAGGAAAUUCGUGCCUGUCAUUCCGAAACGACUUCUGCUUUAACGGAUUUGCAAGCGCAUAUCUGAAGCCGAGAUUCGGGAGGAGCUUGAGGGAGACCUUGGACAUCAAUGUCCUGGCUGUGACGCAAUUCCAGCUGAAGAACUCCGAAAUGGACCGUCUUCUGACACAACACUUCAUUGUAUCCGUGGCCCGAGACUCUGAUGUCAUGAAGGUGAUGUCUCUCAUCUGUAUCUGCGGUCUGCGAGUAAUGUUGGAGGUGUCCCAAAAGGGGCGCUGCGCUGUGAUUUGGGAACAUCCAGCUAACUACGGCUGUGCACCAAGAUAUUUGGCUUUCGGGGGCGCGAACCUAUCAGCGAAAAAUGUCGCUACAAGACACCUGAGACCCCUCCCGAAAACGAGAACUGGGACCUGGUUGGAAACACGUUUUUCGAAGUGGCCAAGGCUUGGAUUAAAACCUACGCGUAGUUCAUCCGACACAGAAAGAGGCUAAACUAGUGGACGGUCAAUGCCAGUUCGCUUGUUCUGAGGUGUCGAUGGUAGAUUCCCAACUAUUCCGUUCAAAAAGCCUGAACAGCCACUAUAAAAGUGGUAACUGAAGUGUUUGAUGAAACGUUGGUUAACACCAAAUAUUCGACGCGUCUCUGACCCCCGGAAGUCGAAGUUUUACAUUGAACGCCACCCGCGACGAACCUACGAUGAAGAACGAAGCUUAACCCUUUGAAGCCGAAGAUCGUCUGAAUAUUAUUUAUGAAUUCAGUCCGUCCCGCGAAGAAAACCCUACACCUGACCAUUACGAAAAUCAGCUGGUUAACCCUCUGAAGCCGAAGAUCGUCUGAAUAUUAUUUAUGAAUUCAGUCCGUCCCGCGAAGAAAACCCUACACCUGACCAUUACGAAAAUCAGCUGGUUAACCCUUUGAAGCCGAAGCUCGUCUUCAUAAUAUUUACGA
This is a messenger RNA of Zootermopsis nevadensis, 1064 nucleotides long. The record is from RefSeq and is a predicted model, not a curated record. NCBI's taxonomy places the organism in Eukaryota, Metazoa, Arthropoda, Insecta, Blattodea, Termopsidae.